AAAAACUUUAGCAUGUCAGCAAAACAACACGGAGGGGGAGUGAACUUAUGGACAGCAGUCAUAUUUUGAAGAAACAUUAUAAUAUAUUCACCUUAUUGUGAGCAGUUUCAGUUCAGCCGAAAGCUGUCUGGUGUCCCACCAGCAGUUCAGUAGAUGUCCACCCCCUCAGACACGUCAGGUGGUAUGUCCCAUCCUGGCCCUUCUCCGGGGGCAGGUCUAUCCCCAGGGCCCAUCUUGGGCCCCAGCCCUGGACCGGACCCCUCACCAGGCUCUGUUCACAGUAUGAUGGGACCCAGUCCUGGACCUGGAACACCCAAUGCACCUCAUGGCAUGCAGGGCCAGGGGCAAAGUGAUUACUCUCAGGACAGCAUGUAUCCUAUGCACAAGCCCAUGGAGGGGAUGAAUGAUAAGACAAUGGCAGACGCGAUGCACUUUGGUCACAUGAAAGGUGUGGGGAUGAGAUCUCUGCACAGUGGGAUGGGGCCUCCACAGAGUCCUAUGGACCAACACAGCCAAGGAUACAUGUCUCCCCAUCCAUCCCCUAUGGGUGUCCAUGAGCAUGCUUCUAGCCCCAUGUCAGGAGGAGGAGGUGGGGGACCCACGCCGCCCCACAUGCCUCCCUCACAGUCAGGCCCUAUGAUGCCCAUGGAUCCACAGGGAGGCAUGUCCAACAUGUCCAACAUGUCCAACAUGGCCCAGCAGGGACGGGGACCUUCUGCUUUCAGCCCGGUCCAGCUGCAGCAGCUCAGAGCUCAGAUCCUCGCCUACAAGAUCCUGGGCCGUGGGCAACCCCUGCCUGAAAACCUCCAACUGGCUGUUCAGGGCAAGAGGAGCCUACCCACAAUGCAGCAGCAACAGCAACAGCAGCAGCAGCAGCAGCAACAACAACAACAACAACAGCAGCAGCAGCAGCAGCAGCAACAACAGCAGCAGCAGCAGCAGCAGCCAGCACCUAGCGCCAGUCCUUACAACAGGCCUCCAGGUAUGGCAAUGGCACCUAUAGGUGGACCCCAGUCAAGUCCCUGCCCAACUCCAGCCAUGCAAGGCCACAAUCAGAGCACAGGACCCAAGCCUUGGUCUGAUGCUCAGGGUGGUGACAGUCAAGCCAACGCUCAGAAGCACCUCACCCCUGCGCCCAGUGGACGCCCAUCCCCUGCACCACCCCAGGCCACUGCUGUGCCAGCUGGGCCCAUGCCAGGCAGCUCGGUGACCCCUCAGCCUCCCGGGCAGCAGGUGUCCCCCAUGCUACAGAUGCAGCAGAAGCAGAACCGUGUCACGCCGAUCCAGAAGCCCCAGGGCUUGGAUCCAGUGGGGAUCCUGCAGGAGAGAGAGUACAGAUUGCAGGCUCGGAUUGCACAUCGCAUCCAGGAACUGGAGAGUCUGCCGGGCUCCCUGCCUCCUGACCUGAGGACUAAAGCCACAGUCGAGCUCAAGGCGCUGCGACUACUCAACUUCCAGCGGCAGCUGAGACAGGACGUGGUGGCGUGUAUGAGGCGAGACACAACCCUGGAGACGGCCCUCAACUCAAAGGCUUACAGACGCAGCAAGCGGCAGACGCUGAGGGAGGCACGCAUGACUGAGAAGCUGGAGAAGCAGCAGAAGCUCGAGCAGGAAAAGAAGCGCAGACAGAAACAUCAGGAAUAUCUCAACAGCAUUCUUCAGCAUGCUAAGGACUUCAAAGAGUAUCACCGCUCAGUUUCCGGGAAGAUCCAGAAACUCACCAGAGCCAUCGCCAACUGGCACACCAACACGGAGCGGGAGCAGAAGAAGGAGACCGAGAGAAUCGAGAAGGAGAGGAUGAGGAGACUCAUGGCAGAAGAUGAGGAAGGCUACCGAAAACUGAUCGAUCAAAAGAAAGACAAGCGUCUGGCCUACUUGCUGCAGCAGACGGAUGAAUACGUGGCCAACCUCACCACCCUGGUGUAUGAACACAAAGCCGCCCAAGCUGCCAAGGAGAAGAAGAAGAGAAAGAAGAAAAAGAAGAAGGUGGAUGGAGAUGGUGAAGGCACCAGCGCCAUAGGCCCUGAUGGAGAGCCCAUGGACGAGAGCAGCCAAAUGAGCGAGCUGCCAGUCAAAGUGAUUCAGACGGAGACUGGGAGGGUUUUGCAGGGAACGGAUGCUCCCAAAUCCAGCCAGCUGGAGGCUUGGCUUGAGAUGAACCCUGGGUAUGAAGUGGCCCCGCGGUCAGACAGCGAGGAGAGCGGCUCCGAGUUUGAGGAGGAGGAGGAAGAGGACGGGGCCAAGGCAGAAAUGGAGGAGAAGAAGAUCAUCGAUGCCAAUGGACACGUAGUAUCUGUGAAGGCCGCCAAGCACAUCAUCGAUUCGGCCAAGCAGGAUGUGGAUGAUGAGUACAGCGUUCCCGCUGGAGAAACCAGCUCCCAGUCGUACUACGGCGUGGCCCACGCUGUCAUUGAGAGGGUGGAGAGGCAGUCGUCACUGCUGAUCAACGGCAUGCUCAAACAGUACCAGAUCCAGGGGCUGGAGUGGAUGGUGUCCCUCUACAACAACAAUCUAAACGGCAUCCUGGCUGAUGAGAUGGGCCUCGGCAAAACCAUCCAAACCAUCGCCCUCAUCACCUACCUGAUGGAGCACAAGAGGCUCAACGGUCCCUAUCUCAUCAUCGUCCCUCUCUCGACUUUGUCUAACUGGGUCUAUGAACUUGACAAGUGGGCACCGUCUGUGGUCAAAAUCGCUUACAAAGGCACCCCUGCUUUGCGCCGUGGACUCGUUCCUCAGCUCCGCAGCGGGAAAUUCAAUGUCUUGCUGACCACCUAUGAAUACAUCAUCAAGGACAAGCACAUACUGGCCAAGAUUCGUUGGAAGUACAUGAUUGUGGACGAGGGUCACCGCAUGAAGAACCACCACUGUAAGUUGACCCAGGUGUUGAACACACACUAUGUGGCUCCCCGUCGCCUCCUCCUCACCGGUACCCCACUGCAGAACAAACUGCCUGAGCUGUGGGCUUUGCUCAACUUCCUCCUGCCCACCAUCUUCAAGAGCUGCAGCACCUUCGAGCAGUGGUUCAACGCGCCAUUCGCCAUGACGGGAGAGAGGGUUGACCUCAAUGAGGAGGAGACCAUCCUCAUUAUUCGGCGUUUGCACAAGGUGCUCCGCCCCUUCCUGCUCCGCAGACUGAAGAAGGAGGUGGAGUCUCAGCUGCCAGAGAAGGUGGAGUAUGUCAUAAAAUGUGACAUGUCUGCCAUUCAGAAGGUUCUGUACCGCCACAUGCAGAAAGGCAUCCUCCUCACUGACGGCUCUGAGAAAGACAAGAAGGGCAAAGGAGGGGCGAAGACCCUGAUGAACACCAUCAUGCAGCUGAAGAAGAUCUGCAACCAUCCAUACAUGUUCCAGCACAUUGAGGAAUCUUUUGCUGAGCACUUGGGCUAUCCAAACGGCAUCAUCAAUGGGCCUGAUCUGUACCGAGCUUCUGGAAAGUUUGAGCUACUGGAUCGCAUCCUACCGAAGCUCCACGCCACCAACCACAGAGUCCUGCUCUUCUGCCAGAUGACCUCGCUCAUGACAAUCAUGGAGGACUACUUCAGCUACCGAAACUUUCAAUACCUCCGUCUUGAUGGAACCACCAAGUCUGAGGAUCGAGCGAUGCUGCUGAAGAAAUUUAAUGAGGAAGGAUCUCAGUACUUCAUCUUCCUGCUCAGCACAAGAGCCGGCGGCCUGGGCCUCAACCUGCAGGCCGCCGACACCGUCGUCAUCUUCGACAGUGACUGGAACCCCCACCAGGACCUUCAGGCUCAGGACCGGGCUCACCGCAUCGGUCAGCAGAACGAAGUGCGCGUGCUUCGUCUCUGCACCGUCAACAGCGUGGAGGAGAAAAUCCUGGCGGCUGCCAAAUACAAGUUGAACGUGGACCAGAAGGUCAUCCAGGCCGGCAUGUUCGACCAGAAGUCCUCGAGCCACGAGCGCCGCGCCUUCCUCCAGGCUAUUUUAGAGCACGAGGAGCAGAACGAGGAGGAAGAUGAGGUUCCUGAUGAUGAAACUCUUAACCAGAUGAUCGCCCGCAUUGAAGAUGAAUUUGAGCUCUUCAUGCGCAUGGACAUGGACAGGCGCCGGGAGGACGCCAGAAACCCAAAGCGCAAGCCGCGACUAAUGGAGGAGGACGAGCUGCCUUCUUGGAUCAUCAAAGACGACGCUGAGGUGGAGCGGCUCACGUACGAAGAGGAGGAGGAGAAGAUGUUCGGCCGAGGAUCACGCUGCCGUCGGGAUGUGGAUUACAGCGACACUCUGACUGAGAAACAGUGGCUACGGGCCAUUGAGGAUGGAAACCUGGAGGAGAUGGAGGAGGAGAUCCGGCUGAAAAAGCGAAAACGCAAGCGACGUCAGGACAAGGACUCGUCGAGCAGAGAGGACGGAAGCAGCAAGGCCAAGAAGCGACGUGGGCGUCCACCAGCUGAGAAACUCUCCCCCAACCCCCCUAGACUCACCAAGCAAAUGAACACCAUCAUCGACACAGUGAUCAACUACAGAGAUGGGUCAGGGAGACAACUGAGCGAGGUCUUUGUCCAACUACCGUCCAGGAAGGAGCUCCCAGAAUAUUAUGAGCUGAUCAGAAAACCUGUGGACUUCAAAAAGAUCAAGGAGCGUGUGAGAAAUCAUAAAUACAGGAGCGUGGGAGACCUGGAGAAGGACGUGAUGCUGCUCUGUCACAACGCCCAGACCUUCAACCUGGAGGGAUCCCAGAUAUACGAGGACUCCAUUGUCCUCCAGUCUGUGUUCAAGAGUGCCAGGCAGAAGAUUGCCAAGGACGAAGUGAGUGAAGAUGACAGCGAUGAGGAUGAUGACGAUGACGACGAUGAGUCAGAGGCAGAGGCCAAGUCGGUGCGGGUUAAGAUCAAGCUGAAUAAGGAGGCGCGAAGCCAUGACAAAGGCAAGAAGAGGCAAAGCCGAGGGAAGGCCAAGCCGGUGGUCAGCGACGACGACAGCGAGGAGGACCAGGACGAUAAUGAUCAGUCAGACAAGAGCAAGAGCGAUGAUGAGUGAGAAGUGGAUGCCAGGACGUGAGGAUAUAGUUUAUAGCACUUAUAAACAAAAGGACAAUAUCUUCCAUUACUGUCGUUCAUGUGCAAAUUCAGUUUUUUUUUAAAUUUUGCAUCAUUUGUCCUCUUUGUCUGUCUGUAGUGUUUGUACUGUCGUCCCUUCUCCCCCGGCUUGGAAAUGUAUUACUAAUAAUCAAUAAGCUACAGCAAUACCAAUCUGCUUAUAUUCCUGUUUUUAAAACAAUUUUUUAGUAUAUAUUUUUUAACUCUGUGCUUUAACUAAGAUUUAAAUUCUGUAUGAAAAAAGGAAAACAAAACAAACAAAAAAAAGAUUUGGUCAUGCCACAAGCGCUUUUGCUUUAUUUGUACUUGCUUGCUUGCACUUUUAGAAAAUGAAAUCUUAAUAUCCAAAUUUUAAAGAUGUGUAAUAAAAACAAAUAUAUAUAUACAGUAUAUUUAGCCAAGGACAUCCAAGUGAAUUUUGGGAGCCACUGGUGAUUAAAAAGAAAAUGGCAAUCAAGUUUUUAACUUUUUGAUUUAUUGUUUAUUGCAGUGCCAAAUAUUGAAGCGUAGAGAAACUGAUUGUUCGCCAAACCCCGCCCCCGAUAAAAGAUCGUCUAAUCAUAGCUCAGCAACGGUAGUUAGGUAUGGCAAGCCUGUCAAACUUUAGAUAAACAGCAUUUAAGACAAUGUGGAGGGUGAUAUAUAUAUAUAUAUAUAUAUAUAUAUAUUUGCCUUUCCAAAACCAAAAACCAUAGAGCAAAAGGUAUAAGGAAUAGAUUACACCGUGUUUAUCUGCUGUUACAUACAGUAAGCUGCAAAGGUUAGCAGGUCCGGUUCUUUAGCUCACUUCCACAGUGGUAACUAGAGCUGAGACGAUUAUUCGAUUGACAGAAAAAUAGUCGGCAACUGUUAUUAUUAAUAUUCAAAUAUUCGAGACGAUUCUAGGAACUAGAUGAUUUCACUAUUUCUGGGUGUUUGGACUUUAAGACAUCGUGUUUAGUUCUGUGAAGUAUUGAUGGGCAUUUUUGACAUUACAUUACAUUUACUCACUUGACAGACGCUUUUAUCAAAAGUGACUUAAAAGUGAACAAGCACUUAAGCUUCAGUGUAGUAGGACUAAACGAUUAAUUCAAAAAUAACCGGCAGAUUAAUCGUUAAGAAAAUCAACAUUAGUGUGUUAGUGUUCCUUCCAGUCAUUGAGUUCAUCGUUGACCACGUACAUUAGUUUGAGGGGUGAUUGGUUAUCUUUAAAAAGCUCCAAUCACGACGAGAACAUCUACUGUGAAUCUACUGUGAAGCUAAUGGUGUCUUCUCUGGCUACUGUUAGCAGCUCUGUCCUGCUCUUCAGUGGAUUUGGGGAAGCUUACUCACCAGCCAGUGUUACUCAGGAGUUAUGUUUGCCAAACACACCGGUUAGUGCUUUUACUGUAGUAAUUUUAGAGGUGAAAACAUACUGUAAAAUACAUGUAAGAGUGUAAGCUAAAAACCAAACGGGUUACGUUACAACACAUAAACAGUCCGGAUGCUGACUUUUGUCUUUUAGAGCGAUAUCAUGAUGCAGCGAUUUCUUGCCUAGUUUCAGUAGAACACUUAGAGGCAGUUACUUUCAUUACCAAUUAAUCUGCAGUUUAUUUCUUGGAUUAAUCAAUGAAUCGUCAAUUAAAGUAAAAAAAAAUGACAAUCGCUGUCCAAGGUGACGUCUUCAAAUGUCUCUUCAAAUGUCACGUCAAGUGUUUCGUCCGUCAGUCGAAAACCCAACGAUUGGUUCAGUUUGUCAUUGCAGAAUUUUUUCACUACAUUUGUUUGAUAAACAAGUGAAACGAUUAAUCGGUUUUUCUGUUGAUCAACUAAUUGUUUCAGCUCUACACCUGUUUCAAUUGCUCUGAAAUUCAAAAGCUUGUCAGACAUAGCAUCAACUAACUACGGGCUCAGCAAACGGUCCAUAACAAAGACAACAGGAUUGUGAGAGUUGAGACAAUUAUAUCGAACAUUUAUGCGUCUUAGAGCCUUUAUUAUGACAAGAUGUCAGUUGUUGCCCGAUGGUUUUUAGAUUAAUUUGAGGUGGCCAUGAAUGCUUAAUGCUUUUUGAAUUGCUUUUAUUAAGAAAACUGUAACCUUAUAUUAUGUAAGUGGCGCAUCAUGUAGAUAGUUCCACGUGUUUCAUGUAUCUGCUUCUAAUUCUUCCAAGUUGUUGUGACUCAGCAGAAGCUUUGAACUCAAUAAUUUUCUCGCGCAGAAAGGUGCGUUCAGGUAUUGGGGUUUUUUUUGAGAAAGAGGCCUUAAGAGCAACAUCUCAUGGUGGGCAGCAGAUUCACAGGGAAACACCUUGUUUUGUUGAAUAAAACCAGCAUCUUAUUGUAGCAGUAACUGUAGCUCUUUAAAGCGUCUGAAAACGUUACACAAUGCGGUCCGUUGCAGCAAACAGAUUGUAAAGAACCAAGUCUCAGCUGGAUUUUUUGCAGUUUAUAAAAAUGGUUGACAAAUAUUUCAAAGAAAACAGUAUUAUGGGUUUAAAACUCUUGUUUGAAUGACAUUGAAUAUAACAGUAUAUUUUAAACGAUGUCUUGAUUUAUACAUUUGGAUUGACGUGUUUGUGUUGCUUGUCAUUUUAUUGGUUUAUAUGUUGUUUGUAGCAUGAACUCUUUUGGCAAUAUACUGUGUACAUGCAGAUACAUCAUUUUAUGUGCUUGCCAACUCUCCAUAAGUGUGACUUACUCUUUGCUUUCUUUGCACAGUGUCUUUGUGGUUGUAUCUCAUAGCCCAGGGCAAAUAAAAUCUCACAGAUUUUCAGCACAAAAAAAA
Molecule: messenger RNA, 7796 nt
Organism: Seriola aureovittata
Lineage: Eukaryota; Metazoa; Chordata; Actinopteri; Carangiformes; Carangidae
Gene: smarca2
Product: SWI/SNF related, matrix associated, actin dependent regulator of chromatin, subfamily a, member 2
Exons: 34
Coding region: 154-4995 (1613 amino acids)
Biological process (GO): positive regulation of transcription by RNA polymerase II
Cellular component (GO): nucleus
Molecular function (GO): DNA binding; ATP-dependent chromatin remodeler activity; histone binding
Source: RefSeq, a predicted model, not a curated record